Molecule: messenger RNA, 2602 nt
Organism: Elgaria multicarinata webbii
Lineage: Eukaryota; Metazoa; Chordata; Lepidosauria; Squamata; Anguidae
Product: hippocampus abundant transcript 1 protein-like
Exons: 12
Coding region: 58-1545 (495 amino acids)
Biological process (GO): transmembrane transport
Cellular component (GO): membrane
Molecular function (GO): transmembrane transporter activity
Source: RefSeq, a predicted model, not a curated record
GAGGAGGAGGAGGAUAAGGAUGGGGGAGGCUCCGCCUCGGCCGGGCCGCGCCUCGCCAUGAGCGGCGAGAAGAAGAAGAAGAAGCCGAAGAAGAAGAAGCCGACGACGACGACGACGCGCCUCAGCCGAGACGGGCACGGGAGACAAGGAAUUGGCGGCCCCAGUGUGUACCAUGCUGUGGUGGUCAUCUUCCUGGAGUUCUUCGCCUGGGGGUUGCUCACCACUCCGAUGCUGACGGUCUUACGCCAGACCUUCCCUCAACACACUUUCUUAAUGAACGGACUGAUCCACGGAGUCAAGGGUCUGCUGUCUUUCCUAAGUGCCCCCUUGAUUGGGGCGCUGUCCGACGUCUGGGGCCGAAAAUCGUUCCUCCUCCUCACGGUGUUCUUCACCUGUGCGCCGAUCCCUCUCAUGAAGAUCAGUCCGUGGUGGUAUUUUGCUGUCAUUUCGAUGUCCGGUGUCUUUGCUGUCACUUUCUCUGUGAUCUUUGCCUACGUCGCUGACAUCACUGAGGAACACGAGCGCAGUACGGCUUACGGACUGGUGUCGGCCACGUUUGCCGCCAGCUUGGUGACCAGCCCGGCCAUCGGGGCGUACCUCUCCCGUGAUUACAGCGACACCCUGGUGGUCGUCCUGGCCUCAGGGGUGGCGCUGCUGGACCUCGGCUUCAUCCUCUGGGCCGUCCCGGAGUCCCUGCCGGAAGAGAUGCGCCCGGCCUCCUGGGGGGCCCCCAUCUCCUGGGGGCAAGCAGAUCCCUUUGCUUCUCUCCGCAAAGUGGGCCAGGACUCCACCGUUCUCCUCAUCUGCAUCGCCGUCUUCCUCUCCUACCUCCCGGAAGCCGGGCAGUACUCCAGCUUCUUCCUCUACCUGCGGCAGGUCGUCCGCUUUUCCUCCGAGGCCGUGGCAGCCUUUAUCGCCGUGGUUGGGGUUCUGUCCAUCUUGGCACAGACGGUGGUGCUGGGGAUCCUCAUGCAAUCCAUUGGGAACAAGAACACCAUCCUCUUGGGUCUCGGCUUCCAGAUCCUCCAGCUGGCUUGGUACGGCUUCGGUUCCCAGCCUUGGAUGAUGUGGGCCGCCGGGGCGGUGGCUGCCAUGUCGAGCAUCACUUUCCCCGCUAUCAGCACGAUGGUGUCCAGGAACGCGGAUCCCGACCAGCAAGGGGUGGCUCAAGGGAUGGUCACGGGCAUCCGGGGAUUGUGCAACGGGCUGGGCCCGGCCCUCUACGGCUUCGUCUUCUACCUCUUCCACGUGGAGCUGAAUGAGAUGGCCGAGGCGGAACCCCUGGGCAGAACUGCCAAGCCCAACAUGAUCAACCCCACUGACGAGAGGGGCAUCAUUCCCGGGCCCCCUUUCCUCUUCGGCGCGUGCUCGGUCCUGCUCUCUCUCCUCGUGGCCUUGUUCAUCCCGGAGCACAGCCUCGCCCCGAGGUCGGGCGGCCACCGGAAGCAGGCCCACGGCGCCCAGGCCCUGGCCCACUCCCCCAGUCCUCAGUUGCGGGGAGCGGACUCCAAGGAGCCCCUGCUGAACGACGGCAGCUGUGUAUGAGGGCAGCGGAUGGGGGCCUCUUGGGCUUGUGACACUCGCCGAGGACGGGCUGCACCCCUGCGGGGCGUGGCAGUGGAGGGGCAAGAAGGGCCGUGUGACUGUGCUGCUGUCGUGGCUAGAGGGGGCAGCGGCAGUGGCAGGGAACCUGCCCCUCUCAGAGCCCAAAGCAUUCAGCAGGUCCGCAAGGAGAGGACACCCUUGCUGAAAGAUCCCUGACGUUCGCCACGCGACAGGUGCCGCAAAGCAUCAUGGGGGAGCUUGGCCUGCCUUACCAGAUACCAGAGUGCCUCCUUUCUAGCCAGGAGGAUGACGGUGGUGAGCUGAGCUGACUCUCGCCAAGCCGACGCGUCCGCUAAACGCCCCUUCCUCUGGCGCAGGGAUGCUUUUACAAAGCACUUCGCUAGUAGCGCUGCUGGGCUGUCUCUAGUCACCGUUGGCCGGCUUCAGCCGCUGGAGAACGGGAUCCGGGGAGUGGGUAGUACUAUUCCUCUCUGGCUGGCCCGCGGCCCAGGCUCUGAGGAAAAUUGGAAGUGCUUUUCCCGGUGCAAACUUCCAGUGUGUGUCGACCGUCUCCCUUUCGGACUGUGUCUUCGCCUCCCCCUGAAAGGAUAGAGGAGCUGCGAUUUCAACCAGGCGAACGGGAGGUUCCCCGCCCGCCCCCCGGGUGCUGAGGUAUGGAGCCCUCUAACAAACAGAGGGACCCUGUUCAUCCUCUCCUGCCUACGCUUGAGCGCCGUUCCUCGAAACGUCUGAUCCGAGAGUCGCUCCAAACUCUGUGCCUCAAAAGACCUGCCCGUAGGCCAUGAAGGAAUCAAUCCAUCUAAAUCUCCCCAAGGUUCCUGUGAGUCCAAAUCUCCCCCCACCCAACCAGGUGAGGAGGGUGCCCACUGCCUCUCUGCACGAGUGAGUGUGCUCGCCUCGCUUCCAUGCAGCCUCUCUCUCUCUCUCUGGACGCUUAGACUCCGCAAUCCUGUCCGCGCCUUGAAAGCGAGCCCCGUUGAUUCCAAAGUAAGGGGGUCUCAUAGCUUUCCCCCGCCUGGUGCUGGCAUGGGAAUGA